AUCGUUUAUAAUGUCCAGCAAAUCGUGUCUGAAAGCCCCAAGUUAGACUCGACCUCCACCCUCUCCAAAUCCACUUAGUCUAGUGUAUAUCUGCAAUCUGCGUGCAGUCAUGUCGACUUCCUCCACCAGACCUUCGGAUAACCCGUUCUUCAUCCAUCAAGAGACCAGACGCCCUACGGAUGGUGAUUCAAACAACCAUCUCUCUCGGCUGUCCUCGACACCUUCGACACCGGAAGCUGCAGCCCAUGUCAAUCCUUUUUCUCCUCCUGGUAGUAUUCGCAGCUUCAGUGUAGAUGUUCAUUCUCUCGGCACUCCAGCACCUCCGGUCCCCGUCGUUCCACGUAGCGGCGUCGCUUCCAUGCGCGCCAGUACACAGGAUCUUCCACGAAACCCCUCCUACUACGGCAGUAGUCCGGGAAUCAGUGAUGUGCCCACUCGUACUUCCUCUGGUAUUCGUCUGCGCGAAGCAUUUGCAGCACCUCCAGUCCGCCAAGUCACCAUGUAUAGCACGAUGAAUUUUGAAGCAUCGACACCAGUCAAGCCAGUCAAACGCCUCAAGUCCACUCUGCUUGAACAUCCUUCUACCAUCGACAAGUCUUGGGUCAAGGACAAGGACACUUAUUCUCGCCUUUCGUACUAUGUCACUUAUGGUGCCGCAUUCCUUGGAAUUAUCGGAGCAGCAGUCAAGUGCUACUAUGGAUACAAGAGCGUUCCCGUGAUCGGAAAUUUGUGUAUGAUCAUGGAUGAGGAGUUCAAUGACAAUGAAAGCGUGUUUGGAGCUGGUGGAAACUGGUUCCGGGAGGUCGAACUAGGUGGUUUCGGCAAUGGCGAGUUCGAAAUGACUACAGAUUCGCCGAAUAACUCUUAUGUGUCGAACGGUUAUUUAUAUAUCACGCCAACGCUCACCUCGGAUGCCAUCGGAACUGCAAACGUCUUAAACGGAUACACCUACAAUCUGACAGAUUGCACCUACAACGUCACUAACCCGGUAUCUUCAUCAAGCUCAGGAAAUGGCACUACCUUUGAUGCAACGGCGUACUACCAAUCGUGUGGUGCGGUCAGUAAUAGUACUGCUGGUACCGUCAUCAACCCCGUGCAAAGUGCGCGUAUCAGCACGCGUAAUACCACGAGUAUUAAGUACGGUCGUGUUGAGUUCUGGCCUGCCAUUUGGAUGCUUCCCGUAAACAAUACAUAUGGCCCUUGGCCUCUCAGCGGUGAAAUUGAUAUCAUGGAAUCACGCGGUAACCCAUCCUCGUACCCUGACCAGGGCAUCAACUAUGUUCGAGGCUCGCUUAACUGGGGCCCCAUCUCGUUCCUCAACGCCGUCUACAAGACGUUCGGCUGGUGGACACAACGCCGUGCUGAUUACGGACAGAGUUUCCACACAUACGCGUUGGAAUGGACCCCAGACUUCCUCCGAAUUUACGUAGACUCACGUUUGCACUACAUGCUCGAACUCUCAUUCAACGAGCCGUUCUUCACUCGAGGCGACUUCCCCACUGUCGUGCAGAAUGGAACCCAGGAUAUUGUGCUGCAGAACCCAUGGGUCAACGGCACGAAUGCUACUCCAUUCGAUCAGCCUUUCUAUCUGAUCCUCGAUCUCGCGGUAGGAGGCACUAAUGGAUGGUUCCCGGAUAACGCUGGCGGGAAACCUUGGUUAGACGGUUCUGACACUGCGAUGCGUGAUUUUGCCUUGGCGCAGGACACGUGGUACUCGAGUUGGGCUCCUAGCGUUGAAGACAGAUCGCUCGUCGUUGAUUAUGUCAAGAUGUGGCAACUUUGCUGAGGAUUUCAUGCUUCUGCUUCAAGGGAUUCUGGUUCGAGUUCACGCUAAAAUAUCUCACUGAUGGACUGUUCCUGUAAUAUCGGUUUAUACUUACUCUUUUUUUAUUUCUUGGGGAACCGGACUGGAACUUUGUCGCUCACCUAUGCACAUCAAUAGAUUAUCAUACUUAACCUGUAUUUCACGAUACCUUAUGUCACGAUGGUUUUCUACUCU
Molecule: messenger RNA, 1999 nt
Organism: Serpula lacrymans var. lacrymans S7.9
Lineage: Eukaryota; Fungi; Basidiomycota; Agaricomycetes; Boletales; Serpulaceae
Product: glycoside hydrolase family 16 protein
Exons: 9
Coding region: 110-1786 (558 amino acids)
Biological process (GO): carbohydrate metabolic process
Molecular function (GO): hydrolase activity, hydrolyzing O-glycosyl compounds
Source: RefSeq, a predicted model, not a curated record